This is a messenger RNA of Rhineura floridana, 1165 nucleotides long. RefSeq lists its product as uncharacterized. Lineage: Eukaryota; Metazoa; Chordata; Lepidosauria; Squamata; Rhineuridae. The record is from RefSeq and is a predicted model, not a curated record. The coding region runs from base 1 to 711 and encodes 236 amino acids. The transcript has a single exon.
AUGGAAGCACAGCAAUUCUAUCAGGAGGAGGUAUUUUCUUUUUCUAUGCCUGCUAGAACUGACAAGCCAUUUGAAACUUCAGAGGCUAUAAAGGAGAAAAUAAAAGUGAAAAUCCAAAGCCAUUUUCUGGAAAGAACUUCACGUCCUUCAUUUAUGUCUCAUUUGACAUACAGUGAAACAUCCUCGGAACUUACCACAGUUAUUGGCCAGCUGUAUGCUGACGGAGAGCCUGAGGAAAACCAGCUGGAUGGAGAAUUAUUGUAUUCCUCAGAUUACAAAGCAACAGAUGAUCCAGCCCAGCCCCCUUCCCAGUUUCUUCCUAGACCAAACUUAGAUGAGAAACUGGACAGAGCUCCUGAAACCACUCACUUAAAACAUCGGUUAAAUGCCAGCACGAGUGCAGAUUUAAGAUCUUCAUCAUACAGGAUUCACUCUACAUUUCAGAUUGGUGAGAUGACAAACACUGAAGUUUCUUUGGCAGAAGAUCAAGAAGAGGAGGAUAAUGAAGAUAUUUUCACAGAGCUACCAGCGAGCGGGAUGGUUUUGGAGAGUCUGCACAAAACGUACAUGCCCCAAACAAAACAAAGUAGAUAUGACCACAUCAGUAAUAUAGGUGUCUUCCCAGUCAUUGAUGGCAGCGAUCCCAAAGAGAAGAAACAGGAAGACCACAAGAUCAAUCUGUGGGUAAGACAACAUGAUUUCAUGUUAUAAAAUAGAGGUGGUGGUGCGAAACAGGUUAAAUUACUACUUUUGACUCUUAUGUCUCAUCUGGGGAGAUGAUCUGUAACAGGAGAAAACCAUCAAAGCCUGUGCUGAUAUUCACACUAGAGCAGAGGGGAUUAAAAAGUCAUUUGCUUGUGAACCAGUUGCAGGCAUGGUAACAUUCUUCAGCUUUCAGUACUUGCUCAGUUCAAGUAUGGACCCAGUUGAAAAUUGCCAACCAGUAAUAUAGGGUAAUCAUAGCAUAAGAAAUAACAAACCUCUAAGGGCAAUAUCCAGCACUCUCAUUCCACAAGCACAAGACUUGCACUAGUGGAAUGGAACUUUCCUCUCCCCUCCCCUUCCCUUCAGCCCCCUCAGCCCCUCAAAAUCAGCUCUGGGGGCUGUGGGACCCUCCAGAGAAGAUUUGGGGGUAUGUGGGGAUAGGAAACGGAAGUGCUGCUGU